Messenger RNA from Iphiclides podalirius (scarce swallowtail), 231 nucleotides. The record is from the annotation of a GenBank genome assembly. NCBI's taxonomy places the organism in Eukaryota, Metazoa, Arthropoda, Insecta, Lepidoptera, Papilionidae.
AUGCUCAUCAGUGUUUUGCCGGAAUCCCAGCAAACUCCAGACACUGUUUGUAUUGGAAAAUACUUCGUUUGUUUUCGAACAUUAAAAGUAAAGGAUGUCCCCAAAAAGAUGAAAAUGAUGCAUCGCCCAAAAGGGUUAAAAAAAAGUGAAGAUAUUCAAUUGUUGGGUACAAAUAAAUAUAAUAACAAUGAUGUAUUUUACCAAGUGAAACCAGAAUUCUAUGUUGGAACG